AUGGGCGUUCUUGGUCUCACUUCCUUCAUCGACAAUAAUCGCCAACUAUUGCAGUCUCACAAUCUUCAUGAUACACAGGUAGUUAUUGAUGGCCAUGGCGUUGUACACUGGCUUUACUUUCAAAACAAGAUUGACUUCCGCCAUGGUGGCAACUACAGAGACUUUCAAGAGCUGUGUUACAGAUUCUUCAAGUCAUUUAAGUUAUGCAAGGUUCAGCCUUAUAUCCUCUUUGAUGGUGCAUAUGACCUGAAUGAUCGGAAACUUGCAACUGUUAAAAGUCGUGCCAAACAACAAGUUCAGCGUGCACUUAAUAUCAUUAAAGGUGGUGGAGAUAAAAUCUUACCUCUGUUUGCCUUUGAAGUUUUUCUAAAAGUCCUCAAGAAGCUUGACAUUCCUUAUAUUUAUUGUGAUUUUGAAGCUGAUAAUGAGAUUGUUGCUCUGGCCAACUCAUGGAGAUGUCCAGUUAUUGGACAGGAUAGUGAUUUUUAUGUGUUUGAUAUCAGAGCAGGUUAUAUACCUCUUAAUUAUCUUUGGUGGAAGAAUCCCUGUCCAUUGUAUGAAGAAAGCGACAUCUUACCUACAGAUGAGUAUCCAGUCUUAGGAGGAAAGACUCGCAAACUUGGGAGUUACUGUUUGAAGACUGAAAUGUAUAGGUUGUCAAAAUUCUGUUCACACUUCAGUGUAAAUGAGGAUAUGGUUCCCCUGAUGGCAAGUUUACUUGGAAAUGACUACAUAGCACCAGAAAUGUUCAAUGAUUUCUUUUGCCAGGUAAAACUUCCAGGACAGUGCUUGCGACGUGUUUCCAAAAGACAUAUACAUAUUAAGGGAACUAUUAACUGGUUAUCCAAGUAUGAAUCAGUAAGUAGUGCUAUUACAGAUGUACUGAAAUGUACAAGGAAAGCAUCACGUAGAGACAUACAAGCAAAUCUUGAAGCCUCCAUGGAGAUGUACAAUCUAGAAAUGGGGUCAAAAUUUGUUAAUUAUUUUGAGAGAAAUCAUCUUGAUUCAAGUGUCUUGGAGAUUUAUGAAGGCCCCACAUUACCAGGCUGGUGUGUGGCUUUAUUCAGGCAAGGUCGAUUACCUUCAUUUUGUGUGAAUGUCAUGUCACAAAAAAGGUAUUUCACCUAUGAUAUGUUAGAAGAUGUAGACGAGCCAAGUUGUCACAAUUCUUCUUGCAUGAUUAGAAGACUUCUAUAUGGCAUUCUUCUGAAAAGUGUGAAAGAUAUUGAAGGACAGGAUUCAUGCCUGAAUACCCAAGCUCGAGCAGGAGUAGAAUGGCAGGAUGGAACAACUCAAACUCAGACUCCACUCAAAUCAAAACCCCUGUGUCAACAUGCAUUUAAUAAGCCACUUUUUGUUGAAGAAUUUACCAGAUACAAGUCAUCUUUGAAACAAUGUUUCAUUGAAGCAUUGGGCUCACUUCCUCUCUAUGGAGAGCUACCUACACUCUUCGACAUACCAUCUCUAACCCCAUCGAAGAAGAAAAGUCUUCUGGAUGAAGUUCUUGGUACUCAAGCAGCCAAACUUGAUGCAGUUCCAAAGGAACUUCAAUUUCCCAUUUGUGUUUCUAUAUACUGGAUUACAAUGGCAGAACCCAAGGUUCAUCUUCACCAUUUCCAAGGACUGCUACUGUGUUUUCUCAGGUGGUACUUUAUGGAUAUUUUCAGCACUGAACAAACUAAAGGGGUAGAUGAUUCCGGUUCUGAGGCUUGUGACAAAGCAAUACAAGAUGCACCAACAGUUCAUGAGAAAACAAGCACAAGAAAAGAUGCUGAUGAAAGGAAGAACAUUCCACUGAAGCAGUUACUUCUAUCAGCUUAUAGGCAGUAUGAAAAUGUGUCAAAGCAGUCUUAUUUGGACCUAAAUGCACUUCAAGCAUGUGCACAAUGGCAAAGCUGUAUGAAGUAUUCAAUGUUUGUAAACUCGCUGCUUGGUGAGAUAUAUCCUACCCCUGACAUCUGCAAACUUUUCCAUGGCAGUCUGGUACAUAGUAUGAGCACAACAGUGAAGGCAUUGAAGAAAGCUGACCCUACUGAGUGGCUGCAGAGCAAAUUGUUUGCAGACAUCCCAAAGGUAUUAGAAAUGUAUAUAGAAUUGAACCACACUGUCAUGUCAGUGGUUCCUUCAAGUGCGUUCCACCAGACAAAAUCUAAGAAGCAUUUAGCUAAAUCUUUCAUAGCAGAGAACACUGAUUUACCUUCUCAAGAAGAGUGUAACAAUGAACCAACUAUUGAAUUUUGUUCAAAUCCACUUCUGUCAUAUGAAGUGACAUGUGAUGUGCAGAAUCGGUUUGCUGGAUUAAUGGAACCUGAUGAUUAG
Saccoglossus kowalevskii is the source of this 2319-nucleotide messenger RNA. Its product is annotated as single-strand DNA endonuclease ASTE1-like. The record is from RefSeq and is a predicted model, not a curated record. Lineage: Eukaryota; Metazoa; Hemichordata; Enteropneusta; Harrimaniidae.